Meloidogyne enterolobii is the source of this 456-nucleotide messenger RNA. Lineage: Eukaryota; Metazoa; Nematoda; Chromadorea; Rhabditida; Meloidogynidae. The record is from the annotation of a GenBank genome assembly.
CUGGAUUCCAAUUUUGUUUGAAUCUCACUUGUUUUUAAAUUUUCAAUUAGCCAUAAUAUGAAUAAACAAAAACUGCCUUCUCCCAAAGUUUCAGUACUAGCCAAUAAUGCAUUGUUUCCACCUUCUGAUGAAUCCGACGAUGAGGAAAAAGAUGUAAAAGUGGAGGAGCAUCAACAAUUGCCGUCGUCUUCUACUAAAGUUUCAGUCUUGGCCAAUAAUGCCCUUCUUCCACCCUCAGAUGAUAGCGACGAAGAAGAAGAUGAUGAAGUUAAGCCUAAAAAUCGGGUCAAAUUUGGAAGUAUUGAGGUUUACAAAUUUGGAUUUGCACAAGGAGUUGAUACUGUUCCUUCAAAUGGUUGUGUCUCUUUGGGUAUGGAACGUCGUCACCACGCAAAGCACACUUUCACAGUAGACGAAUUUCUGAUUUACAAGCAGGCUGAGAACGUUAGUACUUAA